GGGCAGUGUCCUCCAUGGCGUUGCCGGGCAACUUCCUCUGCUGCCUGCUGGUUGCCUGGCUCUGCGAUCCGGGGCUCGGGGUGCCCUUGGCGCCCGCGUAUGGCGCCCCAGCUGUGGGGCAAUUUUGGCACGUGACUGACUUACAUCUAGACCCUACUUACCACAUUACAGAUGACCAUACCAAAGUCUGUGCUUCAUCUAAAGGUGCAAAUGUCUCCAAUCCCGGCCCUUUUGGAGAUGUCCUGUGUGACUCUCCAUAUCAACUUAUUUUAUCAGCCUUUGAUUUUAUUAAGAAUUCAGGACAAGAAGCAUCUUUCAUGAUAUGGACAGGGGACAGCCCACCUCAUGUCCCAGUACGUGAACUGUCCACAGGCUCUGUUAUAGAGGUGAUCACUAACAUGACAGUGACUGUCCAGAACCUGUUUCCAAACCUCCAGGUUUUCCCUGCACUGGGCAAUCAUGACUACUGGCCACAGGACCAGCUGCCAAUAGCCACCAGUAAGGUCUACAGUGCUGUCAGUGACCUCUGGAAACCCUGGCUUGAUGAAGAAGCUAUUAGCACUUUAAGGAAAGGUGGUUUUUACUCACAGAAAGUUGCAAGUAAUCCAGACUUGAGGAUCAUUAGCCUAAACACAAACUUGUACUAUGGCCCAAAUAUCAUGACCCUGAACAAGACAGACCCAGCAAAUCAGUUUGAAUGGCUGGAAAAUACACUCAACAGCUCUCUGCGAAAUAAGGAGAAGGUAUACGUCAUAGCACAUGUGCCAGUGGGCUAUCUCCCUUAUGCAACCAAGACCCCAGCAAUGAGGCAGUACUAUAAUGAGAAACUGGUUGAUAUUUUCAGAAGAUACAGCUCCGUUAUUGCCGGACAGUUCUAUGGCCACACCCAUAGAGACAGCCUUAUGGUCCUUUCAGAUAAAAACGGUAAUCCAAUAAAUUCUGUGUUUGUGGCACCUGCUGUUACACCAGUGAAAGGAGUUUUAGAAAAAGAGACCAACAAUCCUGGCGUCCGUCUGUUUCAGUACAAGCCUGGUGAUUACACACUGCUGGACAUGUUGCAGUAUUACUUGAACUUGACAGAAGCCAAUCUAAAAGGAGAAUCCAAUUGGACCCUGGAGUACACCUUGACUCAGGCCUAUGGUGUCGCAGACCUGCAGCCAAAGAGCUUACAUGGAUUAGCUCAGCAGCUUGCUACCAUAGACAGCAAGCAGUUCCUGAAAUACUACCAUUAUUUUUUUGUGAGUUAUGACAGCAGCGCACCUUGUGAUCAACGAUGUAAGACCUUACAGAUAUGUGCAAUUAUGAAUCUUGACCUUGUUUCCUAUGAGGAUUGCCUUAAACGACAUUUAUAAAGCAUAGUCACUGGUAUUCCAGUUGUGUUUGUAGGAAAAGCAGUCACAUCAUUGGUGCUCCUGUGAUCAGCUUGUGGAAUACUGAGGGCAUUGGAAAAGUUACUUUCUGUGCUGUGUUACUUGUGACGUUCAGAGGCAGACACCAGUAACAUUCAAAAUUAAUUUCACACGCUGUGUACCUUUAAACCGUUCAUUAAUGGAGUGGCAUUUGGACAUAAAUAUCUUGUCUUCCGACUUUAUGUAAUUAUACCUAAAGUAUAUGCUUGUAAAACUUGCCAUCUUUGCAAUAAAGCAGGUGACUUCUCUGUG
This is a messenger RNA of Rattus norvegicus (Norway rat), 1661 nucleotides long. RefSeq names its product sphingomyelin phosphodiesterase, acid-like 3A (gene Smpdl3a). Gene Ontology annotation, biological process: negative regulation of cGAS/STING signaling pathway. Gene Ontology annotation, cellular component: extracellular region. Gene Ontology annotation, molecular function: ATP hydrolysis activity; hydrolase activity; ribonucleoside triphosphate phosphatase activity. The record is from RefSeq and is marked provisional. Bases 15 to 1352 code for a protein of 445 amino acids. NCBI's taxonomy places the organism in Eukaryota, Metazoa, Chordata, Mammalia, Rodentia, Muridae. The transcript is spliced from 8 exons.